Molecule: messenger RNA, 1831 nt
Organism: Harpia harpyja (harpy eagle)
Lineage: Eukaryota; Metazoa; Chordata; Aves; Accipitriformes; Accipitridae
Gene: BMF
Product: Bcl2 modifying factor
Exons: 5
Coding region: 282-863 (193 amino acids)
Biological process (GO): negative regulation of autophagy; apoptotic process; positive regulation of apoptotic process
Cellular component (GO): myosin complex
Source: RefSeq, a predicted model, not a curated record
GUCAGCUGUUCGCGGUCCGCCCGGCGGCAGCGGCGGCAGUUUGGCGGUGGGGAGGCGCGGCGGCGGCUCCCGGGACGCCCCGGCCCCGCGGGACGCCCGUCCCGCUUCUCGGCCUGAAAUUCCUCUUGCUAGUCUUCCAUUCUGUUAAAUGCUUCGCAAACCAGAGCAAAGGAAGAGACAUGAAGAGUUGAAUUUCACUGCCUUGUUUGGAACUGGGUGGAAAUCCUGGAGAUGGAUCUCUUAGGAGACUGUCUUCCAAUUGGGUUAGAUGCACAGGAGCAAUGGAUCGCCCCAGCUACCUGGAAGAGGACUAUUCUAGCCUGGAUGGGCUGGACGAUGACGUGUUUCACUCUGAUGACUUUGGACUUGCAGGUCAGCCUGGUGAGAUGACUGCAACUGGCAUUUUCACACAGAACCAGUCCUACAGCUGCCUUCUGGGGAGGUUUCAACUAUUCCCCCUCACACACUGCUGUGGUCCCGGUAUCAGGCAUCCUGAGCAGCAGGACAAGGCAACUCAAACACUCAGCCCGUCCUCUUCCAGUCAGGAUGUUAUGUUGCCUUGUGGAGUCACUGAAGAGCCCCGGAGACUCUUCUAUGGCAAUGCUGGUUACCGUUUACACGUCCCUCCAGUUGGCUUUGCAUUGGAUCCACACCUCCAAGAGGAGCCUCAGGAAGGUCAGCGGGAAGCGCGUGCCGAGGUGCAGAUUGCACGGAAGUUGCAGUGCAUUGCUGACCAGUUCCACCGGCUCCACAUACAGAGGCAUCAGCAGAACAGAAAUCAAGUGUGGUGGCAGCUUUUUCUCUUCCUACACAACUUGGCCUUAAACGCGGAGGCGAACAGGAACCACACUGGGCAGAGGUGAGCUUCGCCCGCCUGUUUCAGGCCGCAUCCAGUCUGCAGGGAGCACUGAACAAACACUGGUUCGGGGGCGAGACAUUGCACACCGCCGGCCGGAUGUGAGGACUCUGAAUUUCUGAUACUCGUCUUCAAGUUUGGGGUUUUUUACGGACUCUUCUUUGCUGCUGCCUGCCUCACGAGGCAGGGAGCUCUUGUCCAACACUGUUGAAGGAAAGCCAGAAUGUGGGUGUGUUUGGUAAAGCUUGCUGCUGGUUCCCCGCGCCAGUGACCUCUGUGCAAGGGAGGCAGGUAUUAGACUAACGGCUUCCUCUGCCCUAUGUGUUAGUCAAUGGUAGAGUGCAGGAGUGACAUUUUGGCUGCUAGUUAAAAAUGAUGCCUGGGAUUGAUGACUCUAAACAUACUUUGGGUAUCUUCCAGAGCAGAGAUGCUCAAUUCCUCCACAAAGAAAGUUCUUUUUAGCAAUGAAAACAUUCAUGUAGCUUAUAUCCAUCAGGUUACUUGUUUUCUGCAUGGGUUACUGUUUAUUUCCUUGCAUGCUGUGUGAGAGAAAAUCACAAAGAAAUAGGAUCUCUUCAAUCUUUCCAUUGGGCACCAGUUGCAGCUCUCUCACAUGAAGUUGUUCUUUAUCAUUGCCAUCAAUAGAAAAAUCAUUUCAGUAGAACAGUCUUAAAGUUAAACCUUCCUGGGGUUGCUGGUGGCUAUUAGUUUCUGCCACUGUUUGCUUCCAGUUCAGUGUUCGCAGUGCCCGUGAGCCAGCAUGAAGCCAAAAACCAUGGAAUAUGACACAAGCAUCAUUCUUCUAUAAUGCUAAUGUAUAUGUUUUUAUUAUUUUUAUGAUGGGUGUUUAUUUUGUUUUGUUUUUCUUUUCUCUUACUAUAAUGUGGUCGGUCAGGAAGGCUUAGGUUCCAGGCAUCUGAUAGUUUUGCUUCAGGAUUUGACAGGGAAAUUAAUUAGCAACUAGUCUGACAUGUA